UCACCCCGCUCCACAUUGGCCCGCAAUACGUCUCUAGACAUACCACUUCAAUCAAUUUACCCUGGACUUGCAAAAUUGGUUGUUGGUGUUUGCUUAGUACGUUAUCAUCGAGUCACUUCACGAGUAAGCUGCAGCUGUUCGCUCCAUAAUUUGGAUCUUACCAUGGUAGAGCGACAGGAGUUCAGUGGUCAACUUUUGAAGAUAAUCCAUUGAAGCGACUAAUUCAAGGGCCAAGAUAAGUCUCCCGAUGUUACAAAAGAAAACGUGACCAACAGCGAAGAUGAAUGAGGAGAUCAGUAACCGUCCACCAACCAAUGAGGAUUUUGUAUUACUGCCGGGCGAAGUUAUGUACCGUGAGAGUAGUUUAGAUGUUCCGAGGGAUGCCAGCAACGCAGACAGAACAGCCUGGAAGCAUCUUAGAGGCCAGACUUUGAACACGUCGACGGCUUCCGGAAAUCCCAAAGAUAUCACAAGAGGGCGAAACAGCAAGAUUACAGCAAGUCUAGAAAUGGGGCCUGAUGGUGCAGGACAACAAUUGGUCGAUAGAAACAGUGCUGAUAGUGGUAUUAGCAACGGAGUAGGAGCACUGUGCAGGUCCUUAAGUUAUGACACUUUCGUUAACUUAAACAAAUCCUCACGGGCAACACUUAGAAGGCACACUACACCUGAUCUUGUUAUUGAACGCACUGAUACUGGUCAGGCAAUGUCCAGUGUUCAAAACAAAGAGGGACACCUGAGGGAAGAUGAUCAUCUCCCAAAUGAGAUACAAUCUCAGAACGCAACUGGAACCGUUCACAAACGGGAAACGGGGGCCAGAAGGAUACGCUCGACCACGAUGCGCUUCUUUCGAAGUCUCUGCAUCUGUAUUCAACGGAGGAGAGAGAUGCCGGGCAGCAAGCCCAGUGAGAAUCACGGAUUUGUACCGGAUGGGUCACAUUCCUCGUCUUCAGAAGGCAGGUUAAUUGCUCGACAUGCAUCUCUUGGUGAAGCAACUGCCGACAGUCUCUGCACGGAGGGCAUUCCUGACCAUGCGGUUCCAUCUACACAAUCACCUCAAAAUCUCAAAUGGUCAGUAUUUGAAAGCAUUGGAAUUUCGUUGGAUGAGAGCACUUUCAUUAAACUGUUCGAUAGAGCAUGUCAAAAGGCUAAAGAGAUGGACUACGACGUAGUCGGUCGCGUUGUUCAGAUCGCCAACUUUGCUGCCGCUAUGCUGGAUAGUCGUGGUGGAUUUCUGUCUGUUGAUGCACUGGAUGUUCAUCUCUUCAUUCCACCCGGUGCCAUACCCGCUAAUGGACGACCACAGAGAGUCUACAUAUAUGUUCAAGGAAGCUUGACCAGCGGUUGCAAUUAUCUCACACCUUACGUUCUCUGUGGCCCAUCGGAGGUUGACUUCGUGAAGGACGUCAUUCUGACGUUGCCACAUUGUGCGAAAGUUGACCCCUACAACGAGUUCACCUGUGUAAGAGUGUCCACAAGCGGACUUUCUACAAUCCGAGGUGGAAACGAAGGAGCUGUGUGUCUGCAGAGCAAAUCUUUCACUAUCAUGACGAAUCAUUUUUGUGGAUUUGCCGUAUUUGGGCCCAUUGAAGCCAAGUUUAUGCUGGCCUGUAUCUUUAUCAAGGACAACAAAGAUGAGGUGCAAAUUCGGGUUCGACUUUUUGAUGACACAAAAGCGAAUUUACAGGAAGUUGCUUAUAGAGAAAUGAAGAAUGGUUUCACUUUGGCAAACACGACGAAGCGAAUGGAGGUACGACGCACGGGAAGCGACGUGCUGGUUACUUUGAACACUGACCCGAAUUCUUGGGAAUGUACCAGCCAAGAGUGCCAGACCUUUCAACAUUCGUCCCUUUGGCGAGAGAGCAGUCAAGACAUCGUGCCAGUGUUCCAAUCGAAACUGUUCUCUGCCAGAUGCUGCAAGACUGGACUACCGUUUACAGCCAACAUGAAAGUGUGUCAAAAAGGCAACGAAACUAGUGGUGUGGAAUUUGUUCUCGAGAGGCUCCCGACUAGAGUGAAGACAGGCUCCUCAACACACAGUCUCGAAAAACAGGAACAGCAUGCGGGCCAUGUGAUGUUGGAGCAGAUGAAGUCUACGGUGCACACCGACGCCAGGACGCUAGAUGACGAUACCUACAGACGGUUGUGCAACACGUUGGACAGACCACAGUUCAGUGACUUGAGGCAUAUGUUUUCAAAGACUCUGCUUGGGCAGAAUGGUUGGGACUACGGCGUAAUCACAUGUAUCGAGAAAAGAGCGGGAGUCGGAAGCCGUAGCCCUACCAGUCUUGUUUUGGAUACUUUCUUCGCCGCGUCAAAGGGGAACGGCAAAACAAAGCUGAGUAUCCUUAAAGAACUGAAGCAAGGUCUUCACAAAAUGAACUCCACAGAACCAGACUUCAAAUUGCUUGUCGAUUCAAUCGACAGGGCAAUACUAGAGCUUCACCUGCAAAUAAGCAAGCGAAGCAAUGCGAGCAAAAUUCCCUGUACUGUUGGCUCCAGAAAAGAGCCCUUUACUGGUCAUGCAAGUCCACAGAUAUCAUCAUCCUCAGACAGAAGAGAAAGUCAAAGACCUGCGUCAUCACCCCCACAUCCACCGUCUGCCAAUGACCCUUCGUUGAUUUCUAACCAAGAUUUAACACUGGACAGGGGCGAAUGCUUAGCAUCAUUCGAUAGAAUGUGGUCUAAAGCGAAGAGCAUGGGCAUCGAUAUUGUCGGGCGUGGGGUUCAAAUCGGCAACUUUGCAGCCGCUGUUCUGGAUACCAGGGGAGGAUACUUGUCCGUUGACGCUUCAAAUGUCCACUUUUAUGUCCCUCCUGGCGCCAUAGCCGCUGACGAGUCUCCUCAGAGAGUGUAUAUUUUUGUGGAAGGGUGCAUUAGCAGUGGCUGUGAUUUUCUCACCCCGAGCGUGCACUGUGGUCCGUCGACUCUCCACUUCCGUAAAGAUGUCAUCCUUACUGUUCCACAUUGUGCUUGCUACACGUUAGACUGCAACCUAACUUUCGUUAAGGCUACCAAGGGAAAACAAACAAGGACCAUCAAAGAUGGUGAAGAUGGGGUCGUGGUUGUAAAAAACAAGUCUGUAACACUGACCAUGGACCAUUUCUGUCGAUAUGGAGCGUCUGGGUUCACCUCCGGAAGGUAUAUGCUAGUCUGCGUAUUCCUCAACCAAACGAACGAUAAAGAAGUGCGGAUUCGUGUCCGACUCCUCAACAACACCAAAACUAACCUUCAAGAAGUCAAGGAUGAAGAGAGGGAGUGUGGGUUUCUCAUUGCAGACCCUGUCAAGGAACUCCGAGUACAACGUUCAGGAAAGGGUGUUGUAGCGAAAUUAAGUUCGACGACAGAGUCCUGGAAAAUCACUUAUCCCGAGUGCUGCAAACAGGAGAUCGAAUUCUGUCAAUUAUGGCGGGAAUACAGUCCAGACAACGUCAGGUGCUUCCCGUCCAGGUUGUUUUAUGCCAGUCGCCAGUCAUCGGAGACAGCCCCCUUUGAGGCUCGAAUGACCGUUUUCCAAGUUGAUCGAGAGCAACAGACAGUGGAAUUCGCUGUUCAAAGGUGUCCAACCGUCGACAAUCAUCCUAACCCCUGUUUAUCAUCCAAAGACCUUGAUCACCUCUUUUGGCGCAUGCUUCAAGAAGAAAACGUUGCCCCAGUCCACAGCAGUAUUCGACCGAUUGAUGAAGACACUUUCACCAGACUCUGUGAACUACUGGAUACACCGAGGCAUGUCGACUGGCACCAUCUCCCUGAAUUCCUGUAUGAUAGGCGAGAAGAUCGCGGAACAGCAUACGUCCACAGGAUUGAAGCACGGGCCGGGCGCGAACGACGAAGUCCCACAGAACUCGUCCUGGACUUGUAUUUUGCUGAAUCUAAGGACAGAGGCAAGUACAGAGUGCAUACCUUGCUAGAUUUGAAGCAAGCUCUAAUUGGAUUCAGCUCCAAAAGGCCAGAUGUAGGCUUUGCUAUCGCUGCCAUUGAUGUCCAGCUGGAGGAUGGUGAACUCACUGAAAGCACAACAGUUCAAGAAAGCCGUGUUUCAUUAAUUAGGGAACAUGCCAAAGUGCACAAAACACACUCUAGUGAAAGUGGCUUUCUAAGUGGCGUUGAAGACGAAGGCCAAGGGGUGUAACUUUCGAAGAGAAGUUUUGAUUAUGUCGGGUCCAGUGAAAAUUUUUCUUCCAAUUUUUGACAAGUUGUAGUUCUGCUGUCUGUUUGUAAGCAGAAAUUGUCAUGACAUUGGUUGAUGAAUUUACAUUUUUUAUGAUUAUUUUAUGAUCUCGCUCGACUGGCACUUAUAUUUUGAUCGUUUUAUUUUUGUAAAACAGGUUGAUACUGUUGGAGCUCGAUAAUGCGCAAGACACAUUCAAUAACUUUUUAACAGGGUUAAAAUAUUAAGCGGAAACACACGGAGUGGAAUUUGUAAAGCGAAUGUCUCAGUGAACACAUCGGGAGGAGUUAACAAAGGCAGUUUAGGCUACAAAUAACUCUUGUCUGAUUUGUGGUUUAUGUAAAACAUGAAAUGCAGUUAUGUGUGAUAGGCCUACUCUACUUGUAUUCCAUUCCAGAUUCAUUGUGUUUUAGGUCAACACACGGUAGAUAUCUUCUACUUGAUCGUUAAACAUAAUAAAAUGUAUGCUUGUUUCAUUUUAUUUCUUCACUGCUUUCGCAUUUCUGUACAUAGCCCUUAAGAAGAGCGAUUUUUGUUUGGUUUGUGAGACCGCCAUGUCUUAGAAACAGCCAGGGUUGAAGUAAAGAGAGGUCACUAUAAGAGGUAUAAGUUCUCAAAUUGAAGUAAAAUUUAGGUAGUGUAAAUCUUAAAUACAGGAAAAAGAUAAUCGAUGACUCGCGGUGUCGUGUUGCUGGUAGCGACGUUUCGGCUGCUGGUGCUGCUAGCCAUCACCCGGCAACUGAAAUCUGGAUGCUGGACCGCGUCCUCCCCGUGUCCCCCGCCGUGUAUUGCGGACGUAGUACGGGUGACCUCAGCGGGCGUCGCACGCUCCACUCCAUGGCGUUGAGGGGGCGUGCCCUCGGUGUUGCUCCGUUGCGCUCCGGUGGUUGUGUUGGCGGAUGGUGGGGAGCCAGAACCCGGGGAUGUCGAUGCCGCUGUCCCUGUUGAUGUUGUGUCCAUUUAGGCAGAUUUGGAUGGCCUCCUUGAUGCUGGUCUUGGUCCACGCACUGCACGUGUAAAUCUUGGUAGUGUUAUUUUGAUAGGCAGUUGUUUAAUUUUGAAGACAACUCAUCCCACAUUAUUUUUAACUUGUUUCUGACCAGAACAUUCUCUGACAUUUCUGGCUCAAAUCGCAAGUUUGAGCCAGAUAAAUGCAAACUGAAUUUCUUGGCUGCGGCUUGAGAAAACACACGACUCUACGGUAUAGUUGCUGCAGUCACAUCCAAUAGAGUUGUGUGUGAUUUCAAGCCGCAUCAGCCAAGUAAUAACUUCGGACACUUAAUUAUACUGCAAAUUGUAACGUAAUAAUGGUGGCGACUUUACCAUUGCUUCGCUCCUAAGAAGCAAUAGGGCAACGAAACACAAUCUCAAAGGUGUAGGUGAUUGACAUUUUGGCCACGGUUGGCCAAACGCCAAUCUAAAUGCAUUAUUGUACGGUGUGGUUAUUUUUUUAUACGUAAGUACAUGUAUGUAUUUAAAUUGCCACUUGUAUUUACUGGGUUCAGCGCUCAUAGUGAAACACAGCCAGGGGCAGUACAAAGUGGCAGAAUGAAACGGACUAGAUAAAUGCUAUAGUCGAGACCAUCAUAACACCAGGCACAAGACCAGACAUAUUAACCACAGGACCAUGUAUAAAACCAAUACAACACCAGGAACAAAAAGACCAGGCACAAGACGAGACAAAAAACCAUUCGCAAGAACCGUCAUGAGACCAGACAAAGGUAACCAAGUGAAUGGUAAACAAAGGAAUGCUUUUGUUACAGUUCAUUUGAAUAGUUGUGACUUUAAUUCUCUCUGUGUGUCUUGUGUUGGUCUUGUGAUGGCCUUGUUGGCCUGGAUAACUUUCAAGAAAAAGAUUGGGACGAUGAAAGCAACCUGGCACUGGCUUCGGUGACUAGCAAGAAUGCAAAGUGGGGUGGAAAAAUGAAAAAAAAAACCCAAAACAAAAACAAAAUAAUGAAUAGUGUGUGACUGGCAUUUCCAAAAUCAUUGUCAUUUCAUCCACACCGGACGACUAUUCAGUUUUGAAGAGGGCAAAUAACAUUAAUACUGGCUAGGAACAAGAAUCUUCGGAUAUUUUGUCUUGAAAUGAAGGCUUUUUAAUUCACUGAAUAUAACGAUCAGCAGGAAAUAGAGUAGUUUAUGAACUGAGAAACAGAGUACCGUGUAACUGUUCUCCUUUUCGGCACGGAAGGAAAAGAAGGCUGUUAAUACCGAGCGUUGCUUAGAGAAAGAAAUAUCUGUUUUUUUCUGUCUAAGUUGUACAGGGUGAUGUGGGUGCUACGGAGGCUCUCUCCCGACAAGCAAAUGCAGUGUGUUGGGCUCCGCAAAUCUAAAAUGGAGGGUGCGCUUGUUAGGUCGAAGACUCGUUGGAUGGAGAGAGGGGAGAAACCUUCCUUAAUUUGGAAAAGCGUAAUCUUGUUAACAAAUCAAUCACCUUUACUGUUAACAACGAUAAUUCUAGACUGACACAGAGUGAGGACAUUCUUUUAGAAACUAGUGAAUUUUAUAGCGCCUUGUAUUCUUACAGGAAAGUAGACAGAGUUAAUUUACACUCCACUUUGAGCAAGGUAGCACUCCUGUUCUCUCCGAUACUAUGUGUGACCAAAUGUAAGGUCCGUUGACCCACGAAGAGCUCGUACGAGCCCUUAAGAGAAGUAAAAACGAAAAAUCUCUGGGUUUUAGUUUCGAAUUUUACAUGUUUUUGUUAAUGAUCUGUCAUGGUUCCUCCUCCGAUUACUGAAUUUUGCCUACACUGUAGGUCAAUUGUCAGUCACUCAAAAGAAUGGUAUUAUUACUCUUUUGCCAAAGGGUGAUAAACCCCGUCAGUUUCUUAAGAACUGGCGCCAUAUCACGCUUCUCAAUACUGCUUAUAAACUAGCGUCUGGUUAUAUUGCUCAGAGGAUUAAAACUUGUCUUCCACAAAUUAUCCACGAUCGUCAGAAAGGUUUCAUGGCCGGCCGUUACAUUGAGGAAAAUAUCUAGACCAUGUACGACUUGUUUUGUGUCGCCAAAGUACAAAUAUUCCAGGGUUACUUCUUUCGGUAGACUUUGAAAAAGAUUUUGAUUCAGCUUCUCACGACUUUUUACUUUAAUGUUCUCGACAACUUUAAUUUCGGUACCUCCAUUAAAAAAUGGAUUCACGUGUUUUAUGACCAUCGACCUCCUCUGUUUAGUUAAUGGUUUAGUCUCAGAAUCUUUUGAUAUAAGGAGAGGUUGUAGACAAGGCUGUGGUUGGAGCCUAUAUUUAUUUCUUUUAUGCGCCGAAGUACUCUCUCUGAUGUUAUGUAAUGAUCAAAAUGUGAAAGGUAUUGAGGCGGAUGGUUCUGAAUUCUUGGUAUGUCAGUAUGCUAAGGAUACAAUUCUGUUUCUCGAUGGAACUGAAAGAUCUAUGUACGGUGCUUUCAAUGUUCUUGACCAUUUUGCAAAUAUUUCUGGAUUGAGAGUCAAUGUAGAUAAAACUAAUGCUGUUUGGUUUGGAUCAAUGAAAAAUUCCAGUGUAAAAGUAUGUAGACCUAGGGAACUCAUGGUUAAAUGGAUCAAUGCCCAGGAUACUUUUAAAGUACCCGGCAUUUAUUUUUCAACAGAUCUGUGUUCAAUAGCCUCGCCUAAUUAUAACAGAGUGUUGUUAUCGCUGAGGAAAAACAUUGCUCAGUGGUGGAAACGGAAUUUGACGGUUGCUGGCCGAGUGACUGUAGUUAAAUCUCGUCUGAUGUCGAAACUUACGUACUGUGUAUUGACCAUCCCUGACCCUCCAAAGUAUAUUGUGGAUGAUCUGAACAACAUGUUUUUCUAUUUUAUUUGGAAGGGAAAAGGUCGUGUUACUAGAAACCAGAUGGUUCAAGACUACAUAGUGCAUGGGUGGCUUGAAGAUGAUAGAUACUAGAGCUUAUAUCGAUGCUCAAAAUUACUUGGCUCCGUAGGCUUUUAGUUUCAGAAGGCUCUGCCUGGUCACUUUUGGCCCAUGUUAUACUUGGUACCUAUAGUUCGACGGUUCUCGAAGGGGGUUCUUUUCUUUGGUUCACUGCCGAUAACCGUUUAUAUGUACAUAAUCAAUUUUGGGCCGAUGUAUUGAACUCCUGGUAAAAAUUUACCUCUUGUCAUAAACCUGUGUCCCACAAAGACGUCUUAAAAAGUAGUCUUUGGUUCAACAAUCUUGUUAAAGUUGGUAACAAAUGUAUUUAUUACAGACACAGGGCGUCGGCCGGUAUUCUUUAUGUUAGUGAUCUUCUAGAAGACAAUGGAAGGUUUCUACCACUUAAUUCUUUGAAAGACAAAUUUAACGUUCGUACAAACUUUAUUGAAUACGGUGCUGUUGUUAAAGCUGUUAAGUGUACCUUCCAACAUAUAUUUGAAACGGAGAACAUGAAUGUGAACCGCCCCUUCAUUCCUUUUAAUUUUGAAGUUCUUUUACGGGAGAAGAGAGGUUCUAAGAGAUUUUCCCAGACUUUUAUUACUUCAAAGAAAGUAGUAAGGAAAUACGUAGAACAGUGGAAUAACAAGCUACAUAUUGACGACGAUUUAAGUAAAUGGUCCUUAAUUUUCAAGGUUCCUUUCUCAUGCACAACUGACACAAAAUUAAGAUGGUUUCAGUUUCGUCUAAUCCAUAGAAUACUGGGUAAAAAUUCAUUUCUUUUCAAAAGUAACAAGGCUGAUUCCAACACUUGUCCUUUUUGUAAAACUGAGGAAGAAUGCCUAGUUCAUCUUUUCUGUAGCUGUACUUAUUCAGGAAACUUCUGGUCCUCUCUAGUUUCGUGGAUUAAGGAGAAAACAUGUAUAAGUUUGUACUUGGACAAUCAGGCUAUGCUAUUUGGUAAUAUUAAUGUUACUUUAGAAUGUCUUAAUUUAAUACUUCUAUGUGCUAGAUUCCAUAUCUAUAAAGCGAAGAUGAACAAUAGACUCCCCUCUAUCUUAGUUUUUACAGGAAGGUUAAGCUGUACUAUCUCUGUGAAAGCAUUUAUCUACUGUAAACAGUGAUAAUCGAAGAUUUAGUUCAAAGUGGGACUUAUAUUGGGCUUUUUCAGGAGUGAGGUUACCGCGACACUCAUUUUGGUGAUUACUUUUCCAUAUCUAGUUUUAAUAAUGUUCAGAAAAAUCUAAUGUAUCUUAUGUUAUGUGAAUGUGAACUAAAGAAAGGGAAAUGCAUGAGUUACCCGGAAAAAUUUCACUGCAUAAAUCACUUACCUUUGCGAAUCGGCUUCUUAAUAACAAAGUCUGUAAACUAAAGAGAUUAAUGGGUGAAAAAUGAACGAAUAAAUAUGAAAAUUUUCAUCCAAAGACUAUUGAAUGACUUGUCGAACAGGGAAGUGGAACUCAUUU
Acanthaster planci (crown-of-thorns starfish) is the source of this 9487-nucleotide messenger RNA. RefSeq lists its product as uncharacterized. Gene Ontology annotation, cellular component: membrane. The record is from RefSeq and is a predicted model, not a curated record. Gene Ontology annotation, biological process: netrin-activated signaling pathway. NCBI's taxonomy places the organism in Eukaryota, Metazoa, Echinodermata, Asteroidea, Valvatida, Acanthasteridae. Gene Ontology annotation, molecular function: netrin receptor activity.